ACAGCGCUUGGGGCCGAUGGCGGGGUUGGGGAUGGAGGGGGCUCUGACGGCUUGUUCCGACUCCAUAGCUCAUGUCCGGGUAAUAUUCAGCGACAAUCGCGAGGGGAGAUGAGCAAAUAAGUGAAGAGGGCCUCUCCAUCAGCGCCAGCACGAAAGCCAACCAAUCAACUACCAUGGCGUCGGCAAGAUUAACCAAGGAAUGCCCUAUCAUCAUUGUGGGUGCGGGCGUCUUCGGGCUGUCGAGCGCGUUGCACCUCUCGCAAGCGGGCUACAAGGACAUUACCGUCUUCGACAAGCAGCCGUACGCCGAGAAUGAGUACUCGACGGCUCGAGGCGCCGACGCGGCCUCUGCCGACUUGAACAAAGUCAUGAGGAUGAGCUACGGCGAAGAGAUCGAGUACCAGCGCCUCGCCUUUGACGGCGUCGACACGUGGAAUGCCUGGAACCGGGAGAUCCAGUCCUCGAAGCCCGAGGACCUGCCGCGGGGUCUCAAGCCGUCAGAUCUCAUCUGGAACAACUGCGGCUUUCUCCGAAUGAGCACUGACGGCCGACUGUCCGCCAUGGAGCGUGCCACGCUCGGGAACAUGACUCGAGAGGGGCUCCGGCAGACGCAGUUUGUCAUCGGAGACCCCGAGGAUGAGGAGAGGGCGAGAUCUCACUUCCAGCCCGGCGAGUGGGAGAAGAAGUCAGACCCGUUCGGGCGCAGGAGGCAGGGCAAGGAACUCGUCGGCGUCUUCGACUCUACUGCUGGGUUUGUCGAGGCUAGUAAGGCCUGCACGUGGGUGAUGCACCUGUGCCGCAAGAACGGUGUGCGAUUUGUGCUUGGCAAGAGAGAUGGUCAGGUUGCCUCCUUCAUCAAGGAUGGAAACGGUAAGACGGUUGGUAUUCGCACCGUAGGCAGCGCCGAGUACCGUUCGAAGCUCGUGAUCUUAGCUGCUGGUAGCUGGACCCCUUACCUGUUCCCAGCUGUAUCUUCGCUUCUGGAGACAACCGCUGGGAGCGUUGUAUUCUUCCAGUUACCACCGAGGGACCGUGCUCCUGAUCUCUGGGACAGGUUCUCUCCCGAAAACUUUCCCGUCUUCUCCUACGGAGGGUGGUCAAAUGGGCACGGCAUCGGUGGCUUCCCCCGGACCGAGAACGGGAUAGUCAAGAUCGGCUACCGAGGCACUAAGUAUACCAACUACGAAGACGUCUUGGACCCUACCACAGGUAGGACACAUCGAAUCAGCGUUCCUAAGACGGCGUACUGGCCGCAGACAUACGACCCGGCCGUCACUAAACAGGCCGUCGACGCCAUCAAGGAGGUGGUCAAAGAGGCCAUGCCAGAGCUUGCGGCAAUUGGGAUCACGGGCUGUAGGAAUUGCUGGUACACCGACAGUCUCGAUAACGGAUUCCUUGUCGACUACGUGCCGAACGACGAGGGCAUGGUCGUCUGCUCGGGAGGUUCGGGCCACGGUUUCAAGUUUCUCCCCACGCUCGGGCGCGAGGUGGUCAAGAUUAUCGAAGAACCCGAGGUUAAGAACGACUACGGGAGGCUCUGGCAGUGGCGGACUAAGGAGGGGCCGAAAAACGGGCUGGAGCAGGGGGAGGCUGGACCGAGGAAUUGGAAAAAACAGAUCAUGGCUACCAAGGAAGACUGGAAAUUCGAGGAGGCGUCGAGGAUCUGAAUAAGAAACAGAGAACGGCCAAAUCCGGGCACCGAAAGGGCCGCCGGGUUUGCUAUUAUAUUGUAGAUAAAUAAUAUUUAUGUAUUAAGGAGUGGGGGGUGCCGUGACCCUCAUGUCAACUGCAUGAUACGUGUUCGUCCUCUCGUAUGUCUUCAUAGG
Durotheca rogersii is the source of this 1826-nucleotide messenger RNA. RefSeq names its product FAD dependent oxidoreductase. The transcript is spliced from 2 exons. NCBI's taxonomy places the organism in Eukaryota, Fungi, Ascomycota, Sordariomycetes, Xylariales, Xylariaceae. Gene Ontology annotation, molecular function: flavin adenine dinucleotide binding; sarcosine oxidase activity. The record is from RefSeq and is a predicted model, not a curated record. Bases 174 to 1667 code for a protein of 497 amino acids.